UAAUAAAUAUUUUACGGUGGUUUCUUAAAUUUUGUUAAAGGAAUGAGGCGCCUUUGCCAGCAGGCCAGAAAACAGGCCCGCUUUGAUGCUCCUGAAUGUCUUCUUUUGGAUUUUUCAGCGCAGCGUGGAUACGUAUCUGCAAGUGAAUGGACAGAUGGAUGAGGCGAAGCCCCUUUGUGGCCUAAAGAGUGAGGACGGUCUCCUCGUCGUGUUGACAGAAACUAUUCAGGGGCUGGAGGCUGUCAGACGCGGCAGACAUCGGCAUAAUGGAACAGUGGGUGUGAGGAGAUGCUUAGGAGAGGACGAGCAGAGACGGAGCGAGGGAGGGACACUCAGUCCAGCAGGAGAUGAAAAGGAGGAUGAAAGGAGAGGAUUACGUGUUGAUGGGGAGCAGGAGGAGAAAGAGAGCGAGCGGAAAGUUCUGGGAGUGCUCAGGGAGAUGAGUGUGUUGUAUUCAGGCAGGCUGGAAGUUUGGAGGGGGGCCCUCAGAAAAUGUGCUUCGGUGUUCAUGAAGUCUCCAGCAGGGGGCGGUGAUCGGCAGCACCGUUCUACAACAGAUAUGACAGAAUGUAGAGCUGGGCCUUGCUCACACUCCUUCAGGGACACUUUCCUGAGUGUUGGAGAGGACGUAGACGACAUUACGGGAAAACUGAGAGGGAUCACUGACAAGCUGGAUGCAGAAAUUCACCAAUUGUCUGUAGACGAGGCCUCGACGGUUCACGCAGCACUUCAGGAAUCCAGAGACCCGGGAACUCCGGAGCGACCUGAAGAUGCCGGCGACCCUCUGAACUCCCGUCAUCCACCUGAGCCCGACUCUGGGCCCAAACAGGAGGUGGAAGAUGGAGAUGAUCCAAACCACACGUGGUCAUCACAAGAUGCUGAACGAAAGCUCGGCUUCACAUUCAGCCGCCGCAGCAACGAGGAAGACGCCGGGGAAGUCAAAGGUCAAGUGAGUGACUCUGUAGAGGAACCCAAUCAUUGUCAGACAGAUUUACUGGAGGAGUCAAAAAAGGACAAAGAGUUGAUGGAUGGCAGGGAUGAACAGGAGGCAAAGAGCGAAUGGAUUACAGUCGGGCUCACCGGACAGCUGGAGGACAACCGUUCCGAUGUACCAGACGCAUGUUUUAUCAGAGCGCCCGAGGGUGCGGCCGGACUGCUGAGGUGCGAGGUGGCCGACGCCCUGAGCUGCCUGAUGGUCACCGGCUCGGAAGAGCUGAUCAGCAGAGUGAUCCGGGUGAAAGUUCAGGACAGAAGCACCUGUCGCUUCCCUCUAACUGUGGCCGUGCCUUACUGCGCGCGGUAUCGCGGCAGCUGCAGGGACAUCGCCGUGAAGGUGGUCGACGAGGAGCGGAGGGCGAGCUACAUCACCCCUCUGACAACAGAGGGCGUUCACGGAGGGCAGAGGGGCUCAUUUGCCGAAGUGAAGGUGUACUCUUUGGGUCUAUUUGCAGUGGUUUCCUGUCUGAAGAGAGAAAAUUACAUGGUUCCCAAAAGGGGUUUGUCAUUAAAACUCCCCAUGGACCCCCGAAUUAGUCUGAACUACCUCCCAGGAACCUUCACGGCUCCCGUAAUGGCACAGACCAUGAUCCAGCCGGUAGACGCCGUCCUUCUGGCUGCUGUCAAGUCCAAAAACGAGACCUAUCGUUCAGUGGCGUCCACCAGCCCACUGCUGUACCUCACCCACCCGACCUCGCAGCCUCUGAGAAGACCCCUCAUGGUAACGCUGCCGUGUCCCCCUAACACUGAACAAAAGAGGCGCUCCAAGGAGAACCCAGAUCACCAAACUCGGCCCGUCAGCGUUUCUCCACCCUGGGAUCCAGCGGCUUCAAUCAGAGUGAGAAUCUUGGGCGCCUCCGUGGAGUCCAAGGUGACGUCCAAUGAGUCGCUGACUGUCCUGGGCUCAAAGGACAAUCAGUGGAGCAUCCUGGAUAAAGUCGCCGCCAGAAACCAGCAGAACGGACUGGUGUCCUUCGACCUGACGGAGAGCUACGACAGACUGCUCGUGGCUCGCCUCCUCUCCCCACUGCAGCCUUGUCACCUCAGCUCCCUGGCGGAGGAGCUGGAGGAGUCCGUGUGCUGCCACUCGGUCACCGUGGUCCUGCAGCGGAGGCCGGACGAGCCCCACGCCGUCCUGGUGGCCGCGCUGCUCACCAGAGACCUCAGCUGGGAGCUGAGCAAACUACGAGCUCAGGGCUACGGCGGCCCGGCGGAGAUCUCGUCGGAGAUCUCCAUGUGUGAGGCGGAUCAGCUCCUCCUGCGUUUCAGCGGCAACGUCACCUCCACAGCCGGAGCUCACAAGAGCAAAAGCGAAGCGGCGCACGAGCGAAUCACCUUCCACAGCCAGAGGAAGAACCGCCUCGUGGUGCGUCUGACCGAAGUGGACCCCUUCGGAAACUACAGCUCCCCUCACUACAAGGGGGCGGCCAUGUUUUACAGGGUCGCCAGAGGUCAGCUGGAGUGGCGAGGGGGCGGAGCUUUCCUGAAGGACGCGAAGCUCCUGGGAGACCCCGUCUGUAAGCUGUCUCUGACUCUACCCAAGAAAGUGAGAAACAUCAAUCGGCCCGUUGCAGCCCGGGUGAAGUUAUGCGAGGAGGCAGAUUCCCUGUCAGACUCUCUUCUUCUGUGGUUGUCUGGGGAGCUUUCGGAGGAGGAAACAGCGUCGCUGGUGCUCUCGCUCCGCCUCCGUCGCAGCGCCGCUCAGCUGGUGAAGCUCCGGGCCGGGGGCAGCCCGUCCUCCCGGGCCUUCCAGGUCCUGGCCCUGUGGAGGAGGGGGCUGCCCGCCGUCCCCCACCGACCCAAGGCCGCUCAGCUCGCCCGCUGCCUGGCCAGGAGCGGCAGGCCCGACCUGGCCGGGGAGCUGCUGCUGAGACAGGCUGCGGCCACCGGGCAGAGCGCGCUGAAAUGAGGGGGUUUAAAACGUAGCGCUCACACUGGGUUUCACAUUGGUGCUUGGAUCGGAGAUGGUAGCGCUCAGCCUGAGCCACAAGAUGUCACCAUUAGACUGGGAGAUUCACAUAGUGAGAGCUUCUUUCAACACAUCAUCUCUCACCUGGAAGGGGAUUGUUGGACUUGGUUUCAAAGACCCAUAGAGGAAAUAUCGAAUAUCUUAAAAUCCGAGGAAACCUCGUUCAGCAGGAUUCUUCUUUCUCAUGUCAUUAACUGCUUCAUGCACCUUUAUUUCCACUCUGAAAGGUUUGGAGCCACUUAGCUGGACAUUCAGACAGAAGUGUUAAUAAAUACACGUAGUUACCUCACAUUAAGGAUUAAAAGGCGUUAGUUUGACUUUAAACAACACAGAGAAUUAUCUGUAGCAGCAACAUGACCCAGACUGGCGCACGCUACCGGCUUCAGUGUGUUUUUAAGCGUCGCCACGCUCUUAUUAAUCAGCGAAUUCGGGAGCGUUGAUCUCCGACGGGGCCUUGACAGCCUGACUUUAUUUUGUAGUUUGUCUCCGCAGACAGGUGGGUGGUGAUUUAGCACACCGCUCAGCCGUCGCUUUUCUCCGCGUAAACAAACGGUGACACUGAGCUGUGACCUCUUUUCAGCUCCCUGACACCGAGUCGUCUUCAACACCAGAAGCUAUUUCUCAGCAUAUAUAAGGUAAUUUAUAUACAGUAUUGAUUAUGAUUAUUAAAAUAAAUAUGACAGGAAUGUAAACUCACAUUCAAUGCAACACGGGAAGCAAUGUUCACAAAUUCAUUGGGUCAAGAGCAAAUAAGCUAAUGUCAUACGUCGGCAUCUAGAAGAGCCCCAAGCUAACAAUUAGUGAGUAGCAUAGGUGCUAAGGCUUUCUGAACACAUACCGAGAGGCUACUGUGAAUAUUUCCUCUGAUAUAUUAAACUCAAAUAUGAACUCUUCUCAAGCAACCUGCAAUAUGUUCAUUUACUAUGCGCUGAAAAAUUACUUCCAUGGCCUUUGGCAUUUUUGAAAAUGUAAAACUCCUCGUUUGAGCUCAGGAAUAACACAAGAGAUGCGCACAGUAAAGGGCCCUGUAUUGUGUGUCCCUUUCAGAGACUAGCAGACAGGAAGUUGUCCUGAAGGAGUCGACACAAGCCUCCGAGACCACGUCGUUAUCACAUCCGCUGAUAU
Molecule: messenger RNA, 4090 nt
Organism: Mugil cephalus (flathead mullet)
Lineage: Eukaryota; Metazoa; Chordata; Actinopteri; Mugiliformes; Mugilidae
Gene: dthd1
Product: death domain containing 1
Exons: 10
Coding region: 86-2905 (939 amino acids)
Source: RefSeq, a predicted model, not a curated record